GCGCCUGCGGUUGCCGUGGAGACCAAGGCUAUGGCAACCAGGAGAAGCCAAAGUUGGUCGAGUCUCUGGAACCGCGGAGGGGUCCGGGACGCGCAACCCGACUCCGACCUGCGCUCAUGGCGCUCCACGAACUCUUUUCUCACCCGGUGGAGCGCGGCUACCGCGCGGGGCUCUGCUCCAAGGCCGCGCUGUUCCUGCUGCUGGCCACCGCCCUCACGUACAUCCCACCGCUGCUGGUGGCCUUCCGGAGCCACGGGUUUUGGCUGAAACGGAGUAGCUACGAGGAGCAGCCGACCGUACGCUUCCAGCACCAAGUGCUGCUCGUGGCCUUGCUGGGACCUGAGCACGCGCACGGCGGAUUCCUGGCCUGGAGCACGUUCCCUGCCUUCAACCGACUGCAGGGGGAUCACCUGCGCGUCCCGCUCGUUUCGACUAGAGAAGAAGACAGGAACCAGGAUGGGAAGAUGGACGUGUUACAUUUUAAACUGGAGCUUCCCCUGCGGUCCACGGAGCAUGUCCUUGGUGUGCAGCUCAUCUUGACCUUCUCCUACCAACUACACAGGAUGUCGACCUUUGUGAUGCAGAGCAUGGCGUUUCUCCAGGCCUCCUUCGCGGUUCCGGGGUCCCAGUUAUAUGUGAACGGAGACCUGAGGCUGCAGCAGAGGCAGCCUCUAAGCUACCGUGGCCUAGACGUGCGAUACAACGUAUCUGUGAUCAACGGCAGCAGCCCUUUCGCCCGGGACUACGACCUCACCCACAUCGUUGCUGCCUAUCAGGAAAGGAACGUAACCACCAUCCUGACCAACCCCAACCCCAUCUGGCUGGUGGGAAGGGCUGCAGAAGCUCCAUUUGUGAUUAAUGCUGUCAUCCGAUACCCUGUGGAAGUCAUUUCUUAUCUCCCAGGAUUCUGGGAAAUGAUAAAGGUUGCCUGGGUCCAGUAUGUCAGUAUCCUGCUCAUCUUCCUCUGGGUGUUUGAAAGAAUCAAGAGGUUUGUGUUUCAAAAUCAGGUGGUGACCACAGUCCCUGUCACAGCAGGGUCGCAGGGAGAACCAUACAAGGAGCACUUAUCCUAAGAAGACCCUUUUGGGAGCAUUUAUCCUAAGAGGACCCUUUCGGAAAACUCUAAGCCGGACCCUGGCUGCCUCACCAUUGCCUCCCGAGACCUGCCGUGUUACGAAAUUUCUAAAAAGAAGCCCUGGACACUUGCCCGCCUCUGUGAUUUCCCGUGUCGGAGACAAAGAACAAUCCUGUCUCAUUAUCCUCUACACAAAUGCCAUAUCUUCUAAGCGCCUACAAAAAUAAUCAGGGACUAGUUUGUGGAAACGGGCUGAGGGUUCCUGAAGGCUGUAAUUUGCUUUGGUUUUUUUGUUUUGUUUUGUUUUGUUUUGUUUUGCCUCAGACUUGAAUGUCAGGAGAAAACCCCAGUCAGUUCAGACCUCUUGGAAAGAGUCCCAUCUCUGGUCAAGCAAAGACUUUUUCUCCCUUGAACUGAGAAAAGCGCUCUGCAUUUCUUUCCCCCCAGUGUCCACCGCGGUUCUUACUCCUUCCAGGGCCCCCUGGUGAUAGAUAUGCAAAUCACCAGCACUUUGCCCUCCUGGGCAUCGACGUUUCCCAUUCAGAACUCAUUUCCAGAACUGAGAGGCCUUUAACCGGACCCCUGGAGCGAGACCGGGGAGCAAGACCGGGGAGCGCCCUGGAGCGAGACCGGGGAGCGAGACCGGGGAGCGCCCCGGAGCACAUGUGUGCACGUGCGCCAGGGUGGGCAACUUGAGGUCACCAGGACCAUCCGUCCACCUGCCCUGAGCCUAACAGACAGUCGUCUGUCAGCAGCCCAGCUCAACAGCCCUUUAUCCCUGCCCUGCUGUGCCUGGCUCUCGGCCCUCCGUCUGUGCCCCUGGAAUAGCGGGCUGCGGUCCGACGGGCUGGUUCAUUCACAAGCCCCUCGGCCCCGGUGGGGGAAGUAAGGAGCCUAACAACAGCUUCUUUCUCUCUGGCCCUCGCCCAACAGCCUGGACACUUGCCACUCCUUCUCCUUGACAGCCCACCCCUUCUUGAAAAGGACACGGGGGACAGAGGCGCUGUUGUUGCUGUGGGCUCCCCCUGCCUGACAACCACAGAGUUUACUUGCAGGGCCAGCAGGACGCCCAUCAGAGGGGGCCGCUUUGGGGAGGACCCCGGAGGAGCAGGGAGGGGACAAAAAGGAUGCUAGCCGGGGAGUCCAAGCCACUUAGCGGAGUGACACACAGUCCAGCCAAAUUACCCUCAUGACUAAGUGAGUGUCUGCAGAGGAGGCCACUGGAACCAGCCUCUGUUGCCUGUGGAACAACUGACCUCACCCUAAGGACUGCUGGACCUCCUUUAUGACACCGAGAUGUCACUGGCACUGGAAGGACAUGCCUUCUGUGACCUACACUUCAUGCCCAUCCACACACACAUACACACACACACACACACACACACUCAUGGGCACAUGGCAUGCCUCAGUUUCCCCUGGAGUCUCAGGUCUUACUUCCCAAAGCACCUCUUCUUUCAGGCUGACCAAAAUAAAGAGUUUUGGAAACAAA
This is a messenger RNA of Phacochoerus africanus (Common warthog), 2564 nucleotides long. RefSeq names its product transmembrane protein 231 (gene TMEM231). NCBI's taxonomy places the organism in Eukaryota, Metazoa, Chordata, Mammalia, Artiodactyla, Suidae. The record is from RefSeq and is a predicted model, not a curated record. The coding region runs from base 117 to 1073 and encodes 318 amino acids. Gene Ontology annotation, biological process: regulation of protein localization; cilium assembly. The transcript has 7 exons. Gene Ontology annotation, cellular component: ciliary transition zone; ciliary membrane.